AUGGGCGCCAGACUGCCCCGACCCAAGCUGUGGAGCGCCGACCCUAGGCCCCUCACUGUGCAAAGUGCUCAAGGAACCAUCACGGAGAGUGCAAGGCCGGGACCGAUAAAUACUUCAACUAUGGCCGAAGCGGACACUUUUCUAGGAGCUACCCAGGCAAAGAGGCUGGAACGGGAGGCAGGCAGAACUAUCAACGACAGCGUCCGCAACUACAGGCACUCCAAGCCGAGCAGAAGAGAGAGAAUGCGGCACUCCCAGCACCACAGCCUCAGCGGCAGCUACGCCCGAGACUCCCCACUCAGUCAAGAGCCUUCGCACUGCGGCAGAGGCAGCCUAAGACUGAGCAGGGGAAUCAGGAGCAAGGCAAUUUUGCAGAUGUGGAGCGUCAACAUCAUAUUAGGAAUGGAUUGGUUAGCCGAGAACUACGCUACCAUCCGUUCACUACCAAGACUACCGCCAGACAGGCAACUGGAGUUCACCAUCGAUCUGGAACCAGGAUCAGCUCCAGUAUCAAAGGCAUCUUAUAGAAUGGCACCAAAGGAGUUGGAAGAACUCAAGAUACAGUUACAAGAACUGCUAGACUCGGGUUUCAUCCGACCCAGUGUAUCGCCAUGGGGCGCACCAGAGAUAUUCGUGAAGAAGAAGGAUGGCACACUGAGGAUGUGUAUAACCUAUCGAGAGUUGAACAAGUUAACUCUCAAGAACAAGUACCCUUUACCGAGGAUCAACGACCUCUUUGACCAGCUGCAAGGAGCUGGUGUGUUCUCGAAGAUGGGCUUGAGAUCGGGUUAUCAUCAGCUGAGAGUUCAACAGGAGAUACACCUAAGACUGGAUUUCACACCAGAUAUGGCCAUUACGAAUUUACUGUAA
Messenger RNA from Salvia splendens (bonfire salvia), 870 nucleotides. RefSeq lists its product as uncharacterized. The transcript is spliced from 3 exons. Bases 1 to 870 code for a protein of 289 amino acids. Lineage: Eukaryota; Viridiplantae; Streptophyta; Magnoliopsida; Lamiales; Lamiaceae. The record is from RefSeq and is a predicted model, not a curated record.